Messenger RNA from Pestalotiopsis fici W106-1, 1866 nucleotides. RefSeq lists its product as uncharacterized. The transcript has a single exon. Lineage: Eukaryota; Fungi; Ascomycota; Sordariomycetes; Amphisphaeriales; Sporocadaceae. Bases 1 to 1866 code for a protein of 621 amino acids. The record is from RefSeq and is a predicted model, not a curated record.
AUGCAGUCAAAACGAGAGCCAUAUCGCCGGCUCGACAUAAGAGCAUCAGAAUUCCGACUUCUCAUCUUACAGGCUGGCUCAUGGGAUCAAGACCUCGUUUGCAAUCUCAAAAUAUCUUCUCACCCAAAAGAUGAAGAAUUCGAAGCCUUGUCGUAUACUUGGGGAGACGUCGGCAAUUUAGUCCCCGUCACUGUCAAUGAAGCAUGCAUUGGAAUCACCACCAACCUCGAAAUUGCACUUCGGCAUCUGCGCAAGUCCGAUCAACCUCGUACGCUAUGGAUCGACGCGCUGUGCAUUGACCAAGAGGACACGGAAGAGAAAAGCAGCCAGGUGCAGCGUAUGGGCGAGAUAUUUUCCUCGGCCAAUUCAGUUCUCGCUUGGCUGGGACCGCCAGAGGUGAAUAGUGAGGAGGCGAUGCAAACGAUCGAGAAGAUUGGCAACACCCUUUGGUCCAUUGUCUGCGAUGGAACUGACGACGAAUCCAUUGGCGAUGAUGGAUUUGCGUAUCUUAGCCGGCUUUCGCCAGCAGACUAUGAAAAGCUGGGGCUCGAUAUUUCAGCCAUGAAUUGGAAUGCCAUCUGGGCGAUCUGUGAGCGUCCAUACUGGCAUCGAAUCUGGAUUAUUCAGGAGUUGGCACUGGCCGGCGGCACUUUUCAAAAUGCAGCGCAAAAUAGAUGUCUUGUCGGCUGCGGAACAUCAUGGAUACGACUCCCGAUAUUCUCCGCCUUUGUUUUCAUAUUUGGUAUAAUGAGAGGAAACGCCCGAUGGAUGGAGGAUAAUAUGAGUCCUCCAUUGUACCUACUGACGACGAAAGGUGCUCCACCGGUUGAGCAAAUGUUUCAGAUUAUCUGGAGUCUUGAUGACAUUUUCAACGAAGAUGGCGAGUCUCGUAUAAAGCGAUCUCUCAGCCAUCUACAGAGAAUGUCCCGAAAGUUCCAGGCGACGGACCCGCGCGACAAGCUAUACGCAUUUCUGGAGCUCGCUGAAAGCCAGUUGGUCACUCCCGACUAUACCCUCAGUGUGUCCGAAGUCUACUCGUCUUGGACCAAACUUUGUAUCCAACAGGAUCAAAAUCUUCACUGCCUGCAUGGCAAUCGCGAGUUAUCGAAUCCAUUUGGUCCAUCCUGGGUUCCCGAGCUCUAUAGUCAAUUAUGGGACGGUUACGCUUUCGAAUUCGCCGCACUCGACGAUAAGAUUAAGCGCAGUGCUGCCUCAGUAUCAUUUGGCGAGGGUGGGAGUGUGCUAAAAGCUCGAGGCAUUAGUCUUGGAACUCUGGACCGCGUGGUCGGGCCAUUUACGGCAACAUGUCAUAGUAGCCAAAAUGAGGAGAAGACACAAGUGAAAGUCAUACCAAGCACAUUUGAGAAAUUUGCCGAGCUUGUCAAUCUGUAUCUGUCUCUACCAAAAGAUGUGCAAGAAAUAGCAUGGAGGGCAUUCAUUCUUGACACGGAUACAAGUAAUCGAAAUGAGCCCAAGUCUCCAGCACCUGACAGUUUCUACCACCUCUGGCGUGUGCUUAUCUCGCUUGAGCCGCUCCCCGACUCCUUUUUCGAGUCUCAUCUGGCCAAGGAAACUCAAUUGAACAGAUACCUGUCGCCCUUUACUGAGAGCUUGGAUAAUGCAUUGUACUCGGCACGGUGCUUCUUCGUCACUAAUGGUCUUCGCGUCGGACUCGGACCCAGGUGUACAAAGUCUGGGGAUGAAGUUGUUUUGCUCUACGGAAGCCCUCUCUGUUUUGUUCUCAGACCCGAAGGCGGACGCUACAGGCUCAUUGGGGACGCUUUUGUCCAAGAUGUGGCGCCAGAAUUAUGGUCUGAUGGUUAUGAAGGCCCAGGACUAAAUGUACAGGAAUUUGAGAUCCAAUAG